AUGUCUACUGUCAGAUGCUUGAUUAGUCUUGCUGCUAGCAGAAACUGGAAAUUGUUUCAGCUGGACAUAAACAAUGCUUUUCUCCAUGGCACACUUGAUGAAGAGGUUUACAUGAAAGUGCCUGAAGGUGUGACAGCUCCUCCUGGUUUUGUUUGCAAACUUAAUAAAUCUCUAUAUGGUCUUAAGCAGGCAUCAAGACAGUGGGUUGCUAGACUCCACCAAGAACUCAAGUCUCAAGGUUUUCACCAAUCCAAGAAUGACUAUUCAUUGUUCAUUAAGAACACUUCAUCAGAUAUCACUGUGGUUGCAGUUUAUGUUGAUGAUAUCAUCAUCACUGGGUCUAAUGAAUCUGUCAUUACUGAUCUAAAGAACCAUCUUCACCAUACUUUUAGCAUCAAAGAUCUUGGUGUUCUUAAUUUCUUCCUUGGGAUUGAAGUUAGUCAUACAUCUGAAGGAUACAUUCUCACACAGAAGAAGUAUACCAAAGAGUUACUUCAAGAUUGUGAGUUGGAUAUAUCUAAGCCUGCUGUCACCCCCUUUCCACUCAAUCUUAAGCUCUCUAAUGAAGGUGAAGAUUAUCCCAAUGCUGAACUCUACAGGUGCUAUGUAGGGAAACUGAAUUUUUUAACUCAUACUAGACCUGAUAUAUCUUUUGCAGUUCAAACUCUCAGCCAAUUCAUGCAUUCUCCCAAGUACCAGCAUAUUGAUGCUCUCUCUCACACUCUUAGAUAUAUUAAUAGCACUGCUGGUCAAGGGAUUUUGUUGAAAGCAACUGACAAACUUACUCUUCAAGCAUUUUCUGAUUCAGACUGGGCUGCUUGCCCUACUACAAGAAGAUCUGUCACAGGGUAUGUUCUUCUUCUUGGCAACUCACCUAUCAGUUGGAAAUCCAAGAAGCAAUCUACUAUUUCUAAGAGUUCCUCUGAAGCUGAGUAUAGAGCAAUGUCUCAUGCUGCUGGUGAAGUGACUUGGAUCAUUCGAUUACUUGAAGAACUAGGUGUCACUGAUCUCAAGCCAGUUGUUCUGCAUUGUGACAAUCAGUCUGCCAUACACAUAGCCACCAAUCCAAUCUUUCAUGAAAGGACAAAACACAUUGAAGUGGAUUGUCAUUUCACUAGGGAUAAGGUAUUGGAUGGUUUACUCCAAUUAAGUUAUCUUCCCACUCAAAAUCAGCUUGCUGAUCUCUUCACUAAAGUCCUUCCUGGUGCUCAACACAGAAAUCUAUCUAGCAAACUAGCCAUACAUCAGCACAACAACAACAGCAACAACCACAUCAAUGCUCUAAAGUCCAAGCAAGCUUCUAGAAGAUUUCCUAACUGA
Messenger RNA from Spinacia oleracea (spinach), 1320 nucleotides. RefSeq lists its product as uncharacterized. The record is from RefSeq and is a predicted model, not a curated record. The transcript has 2 exons. NCBI's taxonomy places the organism in Eukaryota, Viridiplantae, Streptophyta, Magnoliopsida, Caryophyllales, Amaranthaceae. Bases 1 to 1320 code for a protein of 439 amino acids.